Molecule: messenger RNA, 643 nt
Organism: Magallana angulata
Lineage: Eukaryota; Metazoa; Mollusca; Bivalvia; Ostreida; Ostreidae
Exons: 3
Coding region: 215-604 (129 amino acids)
Source: RefSeq, a predicted model, not a curated record
GUACUUGUAGGUGGACAGAGGAAAAACUUAUUAACUCUCGUCCCACGUUUUCGAUGUUGUGUCAGAUAGCGAUAUGAUUUUCAGAGAUUUGCAAGACAGCAGAAGAAAUCGAAUAUCUUUAUUUAGUUCAAUCAAUUGAUUGAUCUUAUCAGGUAAAAUAUAACCGCUAGCCGCUAGCUAAUUCGUGACACCAGACCUCCUUAAUUCUGUCGUCAUGCUUGUGCUAGGAGUCGCUAUAGCUUGUGUGUUCUUCUGCGAUUCCUCUGUGAGUGCCAUCCAGACCUUUAAAUUCGAGCUCGAGCCCGGCAGGCAGGGCAGCCUGUUGACGAGCCCGGACCUCCGCGCACCUGUCCAGGCGUUCAGUCUGCUUCACUGCAGCGCCGUGUGUGCCACCCACCACUGCAGGGUCUUCUUCUACAACCGUAGGUCCAGGUACUGUUACCUGUUACAACGACAGCUGAAGGAGUCGGAUACCUUCACCGCCAGCGCUGGAACCAGAGUGUUCCGUGUGACCUCUGCUGGGUUCCUGACUUUACCAUUAACUACCACUACCACUUCUACCACUACCACUACCACUGUCCGGUUUGGAUCAGGAGAUGACUAAAUGGAGUGUGCAGGGCUGUACUCCCAAAAUGUCCAAAGA